AUGGUUCGAGAGACAGCGGAGCAUGGGUAUUCCUGCCUGCCCACUUUUUCGUACAUGAUCAACGCUCUUAGUGUUGGCACUACCUAUUCCAUCAUAGUGAACAAGAUCGAUUGUAGGUUUAUGUACUACUUUUUAUCGUUGGGCCCUUACAUUAGGGGAUUCUCCCACAUGAGGAAGGUUAUUACAGUCGACGACACUCAUUUAUAUGGCAAGUACGAGAGCAUACGGCUAAGCGUGGUUGCACAGAAUACGGAGAACCAUAUUUAUCCCAUUGCCUUUUGCGUCGUUGACAAGGAGAACGAUGCAUCUUGGACAUUCUUCUUUGAGAAACUGAAGCCUAUUGUGGUCGAUGGACCAGAUUUAUACUUUAUCUCUGAUAGGCACAAGAGCAUCGCUAACGGCAUCGCGAAGGCGUACAAUGAUGCUCAUCACAGGUACUGCAUGAGGAACCUAGGUGAAAAUCUCUGGGUAAAUCAUCACUGCGGAGAACACCUCUAUCUAUUCUACAAUGCGGCAAAGGCAUAUUCUUCCGAGGAGUUUAGUGACCAUUUUAUGGAAUUCAAGAACUACUGUCCCGAGGUAGCCUUUUUCCUCGAGCAUGAGCUUGGUUUUGAGAAAUGGAGCAGAGCAUAUUUCCCCGGCAAUAGGUUUGAUGUGAUGACCACAAAUAUUGCCGAGUUGGUGAAUGCUAUAUUGAUUGACGAAAGGGAGUACCCCAUGGCAUCCAUAUUCAAUUCGAUUGCCAAGAGGUUUGAUGAAAUAUUCAGGGAGAGGUGUGCCUACGGCCUCAAAUGUAAGGAUAACAAAUUUGUUCCGACCGCCAAAAAUAUCUUAAGAGACAAUAUGAGCGAGGGUGACUCCUUCUAUGUGGAGAAUAUAAGCGGGGACAAAAGGCAAUACACUAUGUUCGGAAGUGGCUGUACGGUGAAAGUCGACCUACUAGAAAGGUCGUGUUCUUGCAGAAAGUUUGACUUGGUCAAAAUACCAUGCGUUCACGCGAUGGCUGCUUUGCGAUUGAAGCAUGGUGAAUAUUAUGGUUUGAGAGUCUAUGAUUACUCUUCGCCCAUGUAUAAAGUGGAAGAGUACCUCCUUGCGUAUUCAGAAUCAAUUAAUGUUUUCCCUUUGGAGUACGAAUGGCGCAUGCCAUAA
Molecule: messenger RNA, 1149 nt
Organism: Capsicum annuum
Lineage: Eukaryota; Viridiplantae; Streptophyta; Magnoliopsida; Solanales; Solanaceae
Exons: 1
Coding region: 1-1149 (382 amino acids)
Molecular function (GO): zinc ion binding
Source: RefSeq, a predicted model, not a curated record